GGAAUUCAAAUUAUAGGCAGGGCCGUGUUAAAAGAAAAACCUAUUAACAAUAAAUCCAGGCUUCCAACUGCAGGAUUAGAAGAGGGAAAGCCAAGAGAGAGCAGCGAAAGGAGGGGCUUGAAACAGGAGCGACAAAGAUUUUGCCAGCCUCUCAGACUCCCCAGCCUAGAAAGGACAGGGCGGGGGUUGGGGGAAAAUUGAGUCGAGGCUCCCCAUUGGCUCCAGAGCGGGCCCCUGGACUUUCUAUAAAGGGCAGCUGCAGAAAGCCGGCUCUGCACGGGCUUGGAGCUAGAGUGGCAGUGCCUGACUCCGCCCUGCCUACAGCGCCAGCCAGCCUUGGACGGAAAGACUUACAGACUGAUGACUGACUGAAGGCAAAAGAAAUUGGGUCGAAGUAAUCAUUGGCAGCAUGGAGGAGGAUCUGUGCUUGAGCAAAGCCUGAAGCCAUCUCCAGUUUGGAGCAGGUGCUGUGGGCACUCUCCAGGAGGAGCGUUUGCAGACAGCUUUCCCUGCACUCAGCUGCCCAGCUCUACGCACUUGCCCACCCUGAGCAGGUCCAGUCUUUUUUUUUCUUUUUUGGCAUUUUUUUCCUGGCAUUUCUUCCCUCUCCCUGCUCCAGACACCUUGGAGAGCACCUUAUCAGUCUUGAGCUACAGGACACAGAAUAGACUGCCUGUUUGUCUGUGGCCUCAACUUGCCCUCUCUUUUUUGAGAGCCUCCUGGGCAAGUAGCUCAGGGACCUUGCGGUCCACUGAAGGCACUGGGAUGGAUGCCCCAACCACAGAAUUGCCCCAAGGGGCUUUCCAGAGUCCUGGUACCAUGGACUACGGGGACGAGCUGACUCCAGAAGCUCUGAGUGUACCUAGUGGUUUUGAUGACUUGAUAACCUCCACCACCUCCCAGGUGCUUCAAGCUGCAUCUGCGGUGGGGCGUGCUGGCAUUCUGUCCACUAAGGAUAAGUUGCCAGAAGCAGGUGACCUGGCCGACACAUCAGGUCCCCUAGAAUUGGAAAUUGUAUCCCAGGAUGAUCAGGUGCAAUUCUGGUUAGUGGUAGGGUACACCAUAGUGGUCUUUGCUGCCAUCAUAGGCAACUGGGUCUUAAACCACAUAAUUAUGAAGUACAAGAGGGUACACACUGCCACCGGCCUCUUCGUUGUCAACAUUUCGGUGACCAACAUGAUGCUUGCUCUUCUCAGCUCUCCCUUUACUAUGGUGCGCUAUCUGUGUAAUUCCUUGGUGUUUGGAAAGAUGACAUGUCACCUCAGUCGCUUUGCCCAGUACUCAUGUGCCUAUGUAACUGUGAUGAGUAUGGCAGCUAUUUCUGUGGAUCGACAUCGGGUGAUGCUAUAUCCUUUGAAGGCCCGGAUUAGCCCCAUGCAAGGCAAUGUUUGCAUCAUUAUCAUCUGGAUUGUGAGCACCUGUGCUGCUUUGCCACAUGCAGUUUACCAGAAGCUUUACCAAGUGGAAAUUGGAAACACAACUGAGGAAUCGGCUUGCCUCCCAAGUUUCCCAUAUACUUCAAAAUCCACAUGGAAAUACCUUGACCUGGGCACCUUUCUGCUCUUUUUCAUCUUGCCUUUGCUGGUGCUGGUGGGUGUCUAUGGCCAUGUGGCUAAAAAGCUAUGGAUCCAUGAUGCUGUUGAUGACAUCAAUAUCCACACUUACAUCUGCCAGCGUGGGAAGAAGAAGCAGACCCUGAAGAUGCUGAUGACAGUAGUGCUUCUCUAUGCUAUCAGCUGGCUCCCCCUUAACAUCUACCUGGUACUACUGUCCAGUGAAUCCAUCUCAAGCCACAAUGGUCUCUACUUUUUCCUCCACUGGCUAGCAAUUAGUAGUUCCUGCUACAAUCCCUAUAUCUAUUGCUGGCUCAGUGAUAGCUUUCGCAUUGAAGUUCAGAAGGUCAUUAUGGAAAUCCAGAAGAUGUUUUUAGAUAAAAUCAGCCGCCUCAGGGGAGAGCAUCGCCGACUGAGCUCUGUAUCUCAUACCCACCCACCUGCUUCUGUGGAUCCCAAUCCAGGAGUGCCCAAAUUCCCACGAUUCAAAGAUUUUGAUGAGCUGCCCAGUCCCCCUCCCUCUCCAGCAGUGGAAAUCUCCUUUCUCCACGCAAUGCCUAGAGUUUAAGCUGCCCAGACCGCAAGUGACUAUCAGUAAAAUAUUUAAGCUUAUGGAAAAUUUCAACUCAACAGAAGAGAGGAGGAGGAGGAGGAGGAGGAGGAGGAGGAGGAGGAAGAAGAAGAAGAAGAAGAAGAAGAAGAAGGAGAAGAAGAAGAAGAAGGAGAAGAAGAAGGAGAAGAAGAAGGAGAAGAAGAAGAAGGGAUACCUGUCCUUUCACUGCCAUUAGUCUGGAUACAAUGUUAUUAACAUUCUUUGGACAGCAUCCAUGAUUGCAUGUAUCAAGAUGAUACCAGAAUGAGAAUCGAACUUGUGGUCCUCCUCAGUUUCCUCUCUUCUUCUUUGCCUCUUCCUCAGUAUCCUUGGCCUCCCCCUGGUCUUUCCUUACCCCUUCCUAACCUUUGUCCAUUUCUUCUUGUUUGUUCCUGUUCCGACUUCUAUUCAUCCUUCUCCUCUUUCAUUUCCUUCUCUACUUCCAUCUCUUUUUCACUCUUGUCUUUCUUUCUGUUAUAAAAAUCUCAACAAUAACAAGUUAUUCAGUCUCUACUGAGAUAUCUCCUGGUUGGUAAGGUAUGGACAGAUUUUUAGGAUCAGGAAAUGAGGUGAUGAGAGUCAGCCUUCAGCUAUUCUGUUUUCACUUAGUGAAAAGAUGUGGUUUUCUGGGGGGUUCAGAACUUCAAAAGUUUCUAGCAAAUGACCAUACUUGCUAUAGUGUUGUAUCCCUUUUUAGAUCAAGGACAAAUUUGGACAAAGACAUAAUUCAAGUUUAAAUCACUUUCUUUCCAUUGCCUUUUUUAUGUGUUCUUUUAAUCCUUUAAAUCUAAUCCAUGGCCCCUGUCCUAUCAUUAAUACCCCAAUUACAAAACAAUUAAAGUGUAUGAAUACAUAUUUGGAGUAGCUUUAGGCUGAAAACAUAAGGGAAUCUUAUAUUGUGAUCAUUAUAAACUGCCAAUCCACCUGUGAUCUCCUUUUGGCUUUUGUGAGUCCUACUUUUGUGAGUAGUGAGCUCUGCUUGUGUGUUUUCCAAAUACGCUAUGUAAAUACUUAUGAUUACCUUAAGGACAGAUAUAUGUAUUUCCUUUUCACUCACCAUUUGGUACAAUAGAUAUUUCCCAGGAUAAUGGACUGUCUGCUUAUGGUUCUGCCUCCCCACAUGGAGAAGGCAAAGUUGAAUUUUGCUUGAGAAAGCCAUGUUUAUUAGAAGCAUUGUCCCUAGCUCUGAUAGCCUUCUUCUCCAGUUUAGACUUAGGAGAAAUUUGGAUAAAAGGGCUUAUCGUUGUAAGUUAAAUGAGUAUUGUGCUAUUAUACUUUAACCUAGUAUUCCACCCUUCUUAAGAAAGCACUUCCCCACCCCUAUCCCUAUUCUAUACAAAGAAUCAAAUUUCUUUCACCCCCAGUAAGGUUUGGAAUCUGGAAUGUUCCAUGCUUGACAGAUAAUCCAACUUCAAUGUUUGCUGCUGACUUGGCUGGUAACUCUACAGACCCAGAACAUUAUACAAUAGUUUUGGUGAUUUAUGGAAGUUUGACGAGUUAGGCAUAGAAACUUCAUGUGGGCCUUUGUUUAGACAUUUUCCGGCAGCAACUGAUCUGAAUUCAGUACCCAGCCAAGUCUGAGGGUGCUACCAUUGUAAGAAGUUUCUGGCUGAAGGGCUCAUUUGGUUGGAACAUGGUGAUAAUGAGCUCUAGAUCCUAGGCUCUAACCCAUGUGCAGCCAUUUAGCUCUGUGGGUUCAGGAGUAGUGCUAAAGAACUGUGGUUACAUGGUUUCAAUACAAAGACUGCACCACUCACCCUAGCCACUCUUUUUCCUAACAACAUUUAUCAGCCCCCUGGAAGGCCCAGGAAAACUGUUGUGUAAAUAUUACUGCAAAAUUUGUUUUCACUUCUGGAGACAACAGUUUAUAGUACAUCCCUUACUGGCUGUGUGUUAGUAGUGUCAAAUAAUUAAGAAGGCAUCACUUUUGAAAUGUUUAAAUGAACAAAGAGAGCAUAGCAGAAAUGACUGACAAGAAUAAUUGCUAAAUUCUCCCCUUUUACAAAUUCAAAUGCAUGUGUUACAUGUGUUAAAUACCAAGACACUGUAUCUCGGUACAAGGUAGGUUAUUUGGAGAAAUGCUUUGACGAGAGUAAGCUCUACAUGUAGUCUGUCUGAUAUUCAAACUUAAAAGGGAAAUUUGGAGUGGGGAAUUCCUCUUUUGGCAUAGUUAUCUGGGAUGCUGGUAAUCAUGUUUUGGUCACUGUAUAUGUGACAUACACAUUCUUUCUCUCGUGUUUUGAGCUUAUAUACGCUUUCAGUGUAAAAUUCUGUGUAUCUUAUGAAUUAAGGUAUCUUUCCGCACUGUCACAUGUAAUUCUAGAAAUGCAUAUGGACAGUAGCAUAAAUAUAUAAGUACAUACACAUAUACAGUAUAGCAUAUUAGCACACAUAAUCUACCACAACUUUCUUGAUUCUAAAGAAUGUCAAAACAUCUAGACUCUGAGGCAAAGUUUCACUGAUGGACAUACUGUUGUCAUCUACUACACAUGGUGAAAAAAAGGAAAUACACCAGAUAUGAUCUAUAUGAGAUUAAAAGUGACGUUGUUUAGACUGAUACUUCUUCUUCACAGACUUGUAUGUGUCUAUUUCAAACUUAUUUCCCUUAUAAUAGUGAUAGUAAUAUCUUGUGUGCAACUUUGUAUAUAAUUCUCAAAAUAAGAUCUUAUGAUAUUUAUCAACAAGUAUUCAUUUUCAAGAUUUUACUCUGCAUUGAAAAACUAAACACCGUUGAGGGGGAUUAUUUAAAUUUUCAGCUUCAGAUACGGAGUUCUUGCAGUUUAGAAUAUGCUUGUUAAUAAAGAAAAGAUGAGCCUUAUCUGGCUGCUCAAGGUGCACAUGGAGGAAACAGUGUAGAUUAGCCUGGUAAGAUUUUCAUGACGUAAUAUAUGCAGGCCCCAGUGAAAGUAUCUGUGAGCAGAUUUAUGCAAAUUAAUGUAUGUUAAUUGGAUUAGUUGAAAUGUAACAUCUAGAAUGAAUUUCCUGUUCUUUCGUGAUGAGACCUCCUGGAAAUAAAGUUUUCCAGUUUAUUUUUAUAGAAAGAUCUUAGAAGGCACUUAAUACAGAGAUACUGUGCCUCAUGGCUUUUGAUUUCUAAGAUUUUCCAGUCAGUGGCAGGAAGUCUGUGUUAAAAGUUGAGAAAGUGACUACUGAAUUUGUAAUUUUAUAAAAGAGGCUGUCACUCCUUUUGUAUCUGUAACUUAAUGCAGAGGACAUUCUGUGUAAAAACUAUUCAGAAAUAAAAAUAUCUAAAUACAAAAAAAAAAAAAAAACAGAAAAAAAGUCUUUAAACGUAGAAUCUAUAUUGUGGUUAGUAAAAUUUUAUCCAUCACCUGGGUGAGCAGUAUCCCUCCCCCUUGAACUGUAACUGAACUUGAUGAUACUUUAAUGGCUUUCAGCUUUUCAGCUUUGCUCACAUGCUUCGUGAAACUAUGGAAAAUAUUCAAAAUACAUAGGCGUAUUACACACUUGCUACUUGAUUCAAACCUAGCAGUGAUAUGGACUGUGUGGAACGACACCUUCUGGGAGAAAGAAUGUGACAAUGUCAAACUCUACUCAAAUGACAGAGGAAAUGAGGCUCCCUGAAGUGAUAUUGAUGAAUUACAUCUUGACAAAAGGAAUGAAGGAAGUCUUACCAUGCUACAACAGGAGAAUGAACAUUAUUCCUACCAUUAUGCUUGUUACUUAUUUACUUGUCUCUGUUGCUUUAAAUAUUAUCUAUUAAUGUUGUUAUUUCUCUCUACCCUAAUUUAAUGUUUGGCUAUGUAUUCUAUACCGAAGAGAGGAGGGGCCAAAGGGGAAGGGGUAUUGUGGUUGUAGGGGUAUGGAACUAGUAGUAGAUUAAGACAUAUAUAUUUACAUAAAUGUGUACUAAAUAAAACUAUUUGUU
Messenger RNA from Meriones unguiculatus (Mongolian gerbil), 6034 nucleotides. Its product is annotated as G-protein coupled receptor 83-like. Gene Ontology annotation, cellular component: membrane. The record is from RefSeq and is a predicted model, not a curated record. Lineage: Eukaryota; Metazoa; Chordata; Mammalia; Rodentia; Muridae. Gene Ontology annotation, molecular function: neuropeptide receptor activity. The transcript has 5 exons. Gene Ontology annotation, biological process: neuropeptide signaling pathway. The coding region runs from base 766 to 2121 and encodes 451 amino acids.